Molecule: messenger RNA, 1122 nt
Organism: Penicillium waksmanii
Lineage: Eukaryota; Fungi; Ascomycota; Eurotiomycetes; Eurotiales; Aspergillaceae
Exons: 3
Coding region: 1-1122 (373 amino acids)
Biological process (GO): transmembrane transport
Cellular component (GO): membrane
Molecular function (GO): transmembrane transporter activity
Source: RefSeq, a predicted model, not a curated record
AUGACAUGCACUGGGUUCGUUAAGAGCUUUGCUGAUCUUGUCGUGAUUCGGCUCCUUUUGGGACUUUUCGAGGCUGGCUUUCUUCCUGGCGCUGUGCUCGUGAUAUCAAAAUGGUAUCUCCCGGAUGAGACACAAAGUCGAAUUGCCAUUCUUUAUACCUCUGCUGCCUCGGGUGGAGCAUUCUCUGGUCUUCUUGCUUUCGGAAUUGCCAAGAUGGAUGGCGUUGGCGGCUACGAAGGCUGGCGUUGGAUAUUUAUCAUUGAAGGGCUCAUAACCAUUGCCAUGGCAGUUCUUUGCUAUCUCCUGCUCAUAGACUCCCCAGCCCUGUCUCCUAAAUGGCUCAGCACGGAUGAGAUUCGCUUUUUGGAACUUCGUCAAAUUGCGAAUCUGAAUCAGGGUGAGAACCAUAAAUCAUUUGACAUGAGAGCCUUGAUCAGUGUUGUUACGGAUUGGAAGAUCUAUCUUCUCAUCUUCGGCGCCUGGUCAAAUGCUGUUCCUAACUAUGCUCUCAAAUUCACCAUGCCUGAAAUUAUCACCUCAAUGGGAUAUGAUUCUGCCAAGGCCCAGCUGCUGACCAUCCCACCUUACGCUGUUGGAGCCUUUUCUUCUUACGGGUUUUCGGUAUUUGCCGACCGCUAUAAAUGGAGAAUGCCGUUUAUUCUUGUUCCUCAGCUAUCUAUCGUCAUCGCAUUUGCCAUAUUAUUUUCGAAGGCGGCCGCAAUCGAGAACAACAUAGCUCUCUGCUACUUUGGAGUGUGUCUCGCUUGCUUUGGGAUGUACCCUAUUCUCCCGGGUGUCAAUACUUGGAAUGUUUCCAACAACCCCGAUCCGCACAAGCGAGCCGUGGCUAUCGGAUAUCUCAUAUGUAUGGGAAACGUGGGCGGAAUUAUUGGCAGCUUCAUUUAUCGUGCAGAUGAGAAGCCCCGAUAUCCAACGGGCUACGGCACAUCCUUAGCAUUUGCGGCGGCAGGAAUCGUGGCAUGUCUUGUCUUAGAAGGAUUGCUUUGGAGAUCGAACAAAAGAAAUGCGCAUCUCACCGAGGAGGAGAUUCGUCAAAGGUAUAGUGAAGGAGACCUUCAAAAAAUGGCUGAAAGAAGUCCCCUUUUCAAGUACACGCUCUAG